Messenger RNA from Phodopus roborovskii (desert hamster), 360 nucleotides. RefSeq names its product DPEP2 neighbor protein. Lineage: Eukaryota; Metazoa; Chordata; Mammalia; Rodentia; Cricetidae. The transcript has 2 exons. Bases 1 to 360 code for a protein of 119 amino acids. The record is from RefSeq and is a predicted model, not a curated record.
AUGCCCACACCAGUCUCCACGCCCCCAGUGGAUGUGGUCGGUACAACAGCACCCGUGCCUCCCAUGGCUCCUCCUUCCCCUGGCUACUACCAUGUCCUCUACAAAGAGCAUGCUCAAGCCCCGAUGGCCUGGCAUGGAGAGACCUACUGCCUGGUUGGAGGCUACCGUGUCUAUGGGGAUGCUCCACUGACCACCCCUGCAAAGGCUGAGGAAGAGAAACCAGCACCCAGGAGGGCUCCCAAGAGACAGAGAGUUCAGGAAGAAUCAGACCAAGAUCUAGGGUGUCCUAGUGCCAAAAUUCCUCGUCUCAGAAUGAAGCAUGAUGGCAAAGGGUUACCCCGGCAGAAGCAUGCUGCUUGA